GAGUUUCGCUGUAUUCAAAAAUUAUGCAUGAAUUGUUGAUCUUACAAUUUCUAUUUGUUUUCUGUAACUAGAUUUCGGUGGUAAUCAAGUAUUGUUCAAAAAUUAAUCCUGUAAAGUACACUAGGAUAGAAUGAUAGUGUGUUGUGUUCAAAUUCUUCUACUGAUGCAAACAUUAUGUGGGUUUUACGCAUCUAGCUCUCCUUACCGCAUUUAUGAUAUGAUUCCCCAAGGAAUUUGCAAGAUGCGCCGAAUUCCGUUAUUAGAUAAUCUACUCACGCAGUCGGAUCCGAUACAAUUAUCUAGUUCUGAGCGCGGUGCCAUCUUUCGACAAAGUUGGAACUCUUCGACUUUUAAAAGAUUUUCUGAUUGCAAAUUCUACCUGCAGGCACCAACACACAUGGGUCUGUAUUUAAGCAUCAGUAAAGUGCAACUUCGGAAAAAUAGCCGGGGAAACUGCAUUGACAACGUUGUGGUGAAAAAAAGCAGUGACAAAAAGUAUCAGUUUUGCGAUAUGCCGGAUGAUGGCGAAACGAAGGUUUUCUCCGAUGAUCGUGGAUGGAUGCGGGUAACAGUCAAUUUGGACACCACACUGGCACUGUCAACUUUGGAAGAUACGCUUGAGGUACAGUUCAUUGUAACGGUUAAACGAAAGUGCAAUGAGAUUGGUUACCUGCCGUGUGAAAAAGAUGAAGAUGAUUCGUGUAUUAGUAAAAGUUUUUUCGGUGAUGGCUUUGUUAAUUGUCCCGAAUGUGUUGAUGAGGAAGGUUGCUUCAAUGAUUCCGAACAGGUUCUGAUAUUGAACCCUUCGAAUGUUUUCUUGAGUGCAAUAAUUUCACUAUUUGCCACAAUGUUAGUCUUUGGAGCAUGUCUGUGGUGCGUUUACAGACACCGCCGCUGCAUUGCUACCUGCAAUAGCAACCAUAGCGCGGGAAUGGCUCACAGCAAUCGAGAAAAUCUAGAAUCUGUUCCUGCUUCGGAUCAGAUACAGGUUGAGCUGCAUACAUCGUCUGCGAAUUUUGUGCAACCUACGGCUCCUAUAGACGACGACAAGGAUCUUCCACCCGCUUACGAUUCACUGUUUCCAGUGGCUCCUGUGGGGCGAUAAAUAAUUUAAAACUAUAGAUAUAUAUGCGUUUUUAUCGAACGUUUGAGAAUAUGGAAUCACUCGAAACGACCGGCUCAAAGUUGACCAAAUCAGCGGUAUGAUAUUGUACAGAACCGUUAUGCUUCGAGCGGUAGUGACUCGAGGAAACUGAACUGAUUGUUAUUAUGUAAUUGUUUAUUAGAUAAGUACUCUGCUUGUUGGAAGAAAAAAACUUUUUCUCGCACCGUAUAGAUUUCAAGAUCUCGUAAAUAGGUCUUGUUUAGUUUUGCACAAAACAGUAACUAACUUAUAAGUAGAUAUAAUAAGAUCAACGUAGGGAUAUAAAAAAAUUCUAGUUAUUUAUUGAUAUACUUCCUCGAACGAAAACCAAUCACGAUAAACCAACAGCCACUUUUUACGAAAUUUUAUACUUAAAAUAUGCAAAGGAAAGUUUUCCGAAUCGAGAUAUUUGCGAGACGAGUCAAGAUUUAAUUGAAUCUAAAUGGUAGAAUUGGGGAGGCUGUAUAUACUGGUAAAAUGUAUGUUGAUUAAAUGCAUUUGUAUGAUA
Molecule: messenger RNA, 1652 nt
Organism: Topomyia yanbarensis
Lineage: Eukaryota; Metazoa; Arthropoda; Insecta; Diptera; Culicidae
Exons: 2
Coding region: 131-1105 (324 amino acids)
Source: RefSeq, a predicted model, not a curated record